Messenger RNA from Cladocopium goreaui, 837 nucleotides. The record is from the annotation of a GenBank genome assembly. NCBI's taxonomy places the organism in Eukaryota, Dinophyceae, Suessiales, Symbiodiniaceae.
AUGGCCAUGGCUCAGUUGCCGGGGGCUGCGAAUAUGGAGUAUGGCCAGUAUGGCAAGAACUGCUGGGGAGUUCAAAGGCCCAGGAAUUUCCAGGUGGGCGUCCUACCACGAGAUCUCAUGGAGCUCUAUCAGUUGGUCCUGCAGAUGCAUCAGAGCCAGAUGCAGUACUUCGAUGCUACGGCUGAGAAGAUUUACGAGGCGCUGCAGCAUGAGAAAGGGACCACAAACCCAACGACCGCCCCACGCGUUGGAGUUCCAGGAGCCAAUGAGUGGCGUCCAAUGAGUCCUGACAUGAAGAAGGGCGGUCCAGCGAACGGAGCCAUGAAUGGAGCCAUGAAUGGGAUGAAUGGUGCUACCAUUCAUGGAGGCAAUGGAAACAUGAUCAACGGCGGCUGGGAGAAAGCCGAAGAGAAGCCCGCGCACCCCUGGCAGCCGAGCGCUGGACCCGUGAAGUCCGCGGGAUAUGACAAGAGACCCCAAACUGCAGACUGGAAGGCCAAGUCCAGCCCACGCGGCGCCCCGGCAGCCCCCAACGCCGGCUUUCCAAUGCCGCCGGCGGCCACCAUGAUGGAUCCAAACGCUUUGGCUGCAGAGCUGGAACGUUGUGAGUUCCAGCGGCAAGUCUCCGGAAAAUCCAACCCCGGAGGACGUGCCGCCACUCCCGUGCGUUCCGGGGUGCACCAAACGGACACUGGCUUCGGGCGGCAGGUUUCGACGCAAUCGCGUUCCAGCGGACGUGGCGCAAGUCAGGAACCUCACGGAGUGUUGGAGAAGUCACACAUUGGCCGCACCAAGGGGGUGUCUCAAGCCAAUCAGCUCAAGCUGUUCAUGAAGUGA